AUGCUGUUCUGCAUUGUAGUUGCCUCACUAUUCUUCAAUAUUUUCCUUGUCAACUUCAUCACUUGUGAUGGCAUAUUCUAUCUUCAACGAGUUCCAUCGUCAUGUGUUCAAACUACUGUCGCCAUGACACAAGACAACACCACCACUACCGACUAUCCAACCACGAAUCAAACAUUCUAUGCACAAAUAGCUGCAUUAACUGUUCUAGGAACCAUCGACAAUCGUGACUUGAACUAUCAUUGUCCACCAUCGGGCUACAACGGCGUUGCACCAGGGUGUGCUACACAGAACAACACUCAUUUAGUCGUUUUGCACAUCAACGCUCUGGAUAAUAAGUUAUAUUCAAUCAAUGUCAUCCUUUCGGGAACACCUUUUCCUUCACCUUCAUCUCUUGUCGACAAUCAACCUCCGUUUGGUACUGCACGACACGUUUUCUAUGGAGGAAUUCCAACUCAAUCCACUGACUAUUUGAAGAUUUGCAAAAGAAAUAGCACCACUCAAUGUCCUAAUAACGAUAUCAGUGCACACGCAUUAGCCAAUCCUUUCCCAAGCAACACAGGCUACGGAAUCUUCGGCAUCAAAAGGUAUGAUUUUGUGACGAAUUCAGUAUGGAUUAUGGAUGAUGUUAAUCAAAUACUCAUCUGCACUGCAGGAACGAAAUACUAUUAUUUCAACGCGAGUGGCUUUUUCUUGUAUGACUACACAUCGAACACAUGCAUCUGGUCGUCAGCAUGUAAUUACCAAUGUGAAGUUUAUAAUUACAACUCUCGAUUUUUGGACUAUGCUGGUGAAUGGGUGAUCACGAAGAAAUGGGGCGUUGGAGAUAUGAAACCAGUCGCUGCACAAGCGUGGAUAGGUAACGCCAUCGACGCUGCUGGUAUCUUUCCUGUUAUAUUGUACAUCGACAAUGCGACAGGUCAUUACAUUGGAUUAGACAAAAUUGAUGAAAUUCCGGCGUCGAACAUGGGUGCCUCGUAUUGGUAUACAGCACAUGAUGAUACAAUUACUGGAGAAAGUGUUUUGAAGUAUCAUCCGAAUGUCGUCGAUGUUGGGUGUGUGAGUCGAUUACGUGAUUGGUCUGGCCCAAUUAGUGAUGAUGAAAUGGUCAUGACAUCGAAAGAUAUUCGACUGAUUCUCUGGACAGCAUUGUUUCUGUACUUCUUUGUCGCCUAG
Molecule: messenger RNA, 1173 nt
Organism: Adineta ricciae
Lineage: Eukaryota; Metazoa; Rotifera; Eurotatoria; Adinetida; Adinetidae
Source: the annotation of a GenBank genome assembly